Messenger RNA from Ceratina calcarata, 1840 nucleotides. RefSeq names its product Ornithine decarboxylase antizyme (gene Oda). Gene Ontology annotation, molecular function: ornithine decarboxylase inhibitor activity. Gene Ontology annotation, biological process: positive regulation of protein catabolic process. The transcript is spliced from 4 exons. The annotation marks the transcript as partial. Gene Ontology annotation, cellular component: nucleus; cytoplasm. Lineage: Eukaryota; Metazoa; Arthropoda; Insecta; Hymenoptera; Apidae. The record is from RefSeq and is a predicted model, not a curated record.
CGCUGGGUGUGGGGCCUCUGUGGUGGUCCUGAUGUGCCCCAUGCCGCAUUGUCUGUAUCUACAGUCAACACAGAGAGCCGCGGCGUGGGGAUAAAGCAGAGUCAGCUCUCUGUGAGCUCCCACGUUGUACAAGAGGAUGAAUUUUUAAAAGCCGUGCGAAACAGCGAAUCAUUGCGCUUGACAUUUACUCUACAUUUAACAGAAAGUACAUCCGUCGAAUGGGAAACAGUGGUAUGGCGCCAUUGUCUUUACAUACGCGUUCCAAGCUGUCUUUUGCCUGAAGGUUCAAAAGAAGGCUUCGUGUCGCUCCUGGAAUACGCCGAGGAAACGCUGCGAUGUACAAACAUCAUCGUUUGCCUGCGUAAGGACAGAGCGGAUCGAGCUAUGCUGGUUCGUACCUUCAUGUUUUUGGGAUUCAGUGUUCUACCGCCAACUCACUCCUUGGUACCACCAGGCAGUGACGCUGGCAAUCUCUACAUGCUCUAUGCCAUCGAGUAAAUAACCAGAAGCUCGACUUCUCUGAAAUUUAACGCACAGGAAUGAAAAACUUGUAAAAAAUAUUCAACCACAGGCAAGGCAAAAAAAUUACAAGAUAUAGAACCAUACAUUGGAAAUGAAGUUAAAAUUCAUAGAAUAGUGAUAUCAGUUCUGAUUCCGCCAUAAUCAGUGACAAACGCAAGCAAAUGACAAAAAAUUAAAAAAGAAUGUUCGUUUCACCUUGGCGUUAAAUUUAAGGGGGGUACAUUUUGAUCGCGUACGUAAAGAACGGAAAGAACGUAAGAGUAUGAUAAAGAUAAAUCGAAAUUAAUAGUCGAGUAUGUAGAAAUAAUUUAACGGUGGAAGUAAUUAAUAAUAAUUCAUUCUCUUGAAUACAAUGUCAACAACUUUUAAGAGUAUAUAAACUGCUGACGAAGCUUCCCACGUAAAAGGUUUGGCGACAUCAAGGCUUGAAAUUCACAUAAAGCUAUGAGACGUCAAAUUGUGCGAAAAUUUAUUACUGCAAAAUCUCAAUGUUAAUUGUGGUGGAUUGGGUUUCACCGUCUUUUAUUUUGUAUUAUCGCAUAUUAUUUCUUUUUUCUUUCGUAAUUACUUUCAUGUAGUAUUACUGUUACUAUACAUAUAUAUCUGUAUACAUAUAGGUACACGUAUUAUAUGCGUAUAACGAUGUGUAACUUGUGUUUGGCCACUUUGUAUUUAAAAUAAUUACUGUUUCCUUUUAGCUUGAACUUUCAGAAUGACACUGAUGAAAUUUACAAAUAUAAAAAAUUUUAAAUCUAGCAAAUAUUAAAUUCAAUAUAAUUGAAAUAAGGUAUCAAUUGAUAAUUUGAGCAAUACGUUAUAUACUGCCAGCGGUCGUUGUAAUCGUGAGUGGAUCAAUUUUCCUUCGUUAUUUUUAGACUAAGUGAUAACCGUAAUAAUUACUUCUAAUGAUAUAUGAAUAAUUAUCCUGACGAUUAUGAUAGUAAUUAUAUGUUAUUGUAAUAUUCGGUAACCCAGGUCAAUUAACAUUGUAGAGAUUGUGCUAAUAAAUACGCUCUUUAGUGUUGACUCGAUAACAAAUGAUGUUAAAUUACUGUAAAAUCAUUAAAAAAAUAUUAAAAUAUUCCAAAAAAAAUGAAAAAGAGGGAAGGUGUUAAUAGCUUGCUAGAAAUGUAGAUAAGUCCACAGUGAUGAGUUAUUAUAUAUGUUAACGCAAAUAGUUUCUAAUUUGUCCAACUGAGUACGAAACUCUUAUAUGUUUAAUUCUAUCACGUAUAUAGUAUUGCGUACCGUAUUACAAGUUAUCGCGUAAAAAUACAUAUGUAUGCUAUAUUUGGAUUAUUAAAAUUACACAAGAACA